Molecule: messenger RNA, 1682 nt
Organism: Macadamia integrifolia
Lineage: Eukaryota; Viridiplantae; Streptophyta; Magnoliopsida; Proteales; Proteaceae
Product: DNA-directed RNA polymerase I subunit RPA49
Exons: 5
Coding region: 195-1469 (424 amino acids)
Biological process (GO): transcription elongation by RNA polymerase I; RNA polymerase I preinitiation complex assembly; nucleolar large rRNA transcription by RNA polymerase I
Cellular component (GO): RNA polymerase I complex
Molecular function (GO): DNA binding
Source: RefSeq, a predicted model, not a curated record
CCCAAUUUCUCGUCCGUGAGUUUCGACCUUAAGCCGAGGCUGCUACUUCUCCCUCUCCGGGCACUAGCUUCUGUAACUUGUGGGUUACAGAGUGUCUUCAACCUCAAGCCAAUCUCUCUCUCUUAAACUGCAACCAGAGAGUCAUCUUUGCCCCCUGCUCGGAGAACUAGGUAAAAUUUGAGAGAGAGAGAAAUAUGGAGGCAGAGUACUAUGAGAGCGAACAAGAUGAUAGAGCAUUGAAUAUGGAGAAGAAGAAGAAGAAGAAGAAGACGAAGAAGAGAAAGAGAUUAGAUGUGAAGAUGGAAGUUAUCUCUGAACAGCCUAACAAGAUUGCUCCUUUGGUGGGUUAUUUUCCCUCUGGUUUCGACCCUCAGAAGAUUGAAGAAGAUGAAGAACCUGAGGUUUCGGUUUUCAGAAAUAAAAAAAGACCCAAUCGACUGCAACUCGUUGUUAGCCCUAAUGGUUCGAAUGUGAACUUCGUUGGUACCAAUUACACUGGUGAAGCGACUGCGGCUCAGGUCUGCACUUACGCCCUGGGAGUCCUUGAUAAGGAGACACAGUCACUAAAGAUAGUUCCUAUUGCAUCUAAUAAGAUAUUUCGAUUGGAACCGAAGGUUGGAGGGUCUGAAAUCUGUGAUGAAGAGCCUGUUGAGGGGUUGAAGGAAGAAAUCGUUGUAUCAGAAACUAAGGCAGAUAAAGUGAAAAAUCUGACUAACCUGUAUGGUACAAAGAAGGCAAAAGCUCGGGCUCUCAAAAUGGAGUCUUUGAGCCAAAAGGAAGAUCUCAGUGCUCAGGGAGACAUGGCCAGAAAAAUUGAGGAUAUUGUGAUAAACAAGGAGGAUCUGGAUAAUUCCAGUUUAUAUACUGCUCGAAAUAUCCCACCUCAUGAUUCCACUGCAACGAUACCGGAAAACGCUUAUCCACUGGACAAGAUUAUUUUCAAAGGGGAAUGGGAUUACCUUUUAGAUAUUCUGGAGCCACUGCAAUCAGGAGCAGAAAUAAGACUCAAUUCGUAUCCAAGUUUUGUCUGCCAUCGAAUUCAUAGACUACGGGAGAUCCAGGAUGAGACACAGAUGAAGACAAUUGCUUGCAUUUUGUCCUACAUGACUCAUCUCUUGAAGUUCAAAGAUCAACGAUCAGUUGACCAUGCUACUGCUGCAAAGCAACAUAAAAUCCCAGCCAUCCUGCGUCAGAAAUUCUCGAAGAUGUUUGUAGAUGAUUCAUUCAGGCUGACAGAUGAGAAGAUCAAUCUUAUUAUAAGCUAUGUCCUGGUGUUGACACUCUUUGUUGAUAAUUUCCAAACGGACCUGUCUGAUAUCGCAAAGGACUUGAGGAUGACUCCUGUUUCCUUGAGACAGCAUUAUGAGCAUUUGGGUUGCAAGCUCUCGCGUGUCAACCGAGUAUUGAUGGUUACCCUUCCUGUGCCUCUUCAAUUCCCCAAACAGAGGACACACAGGCGGAGAAAAUAGGUUCCUCAUCUUUCUCUUGGUUUGUGUGUUGGGAGUAGUUUCCGCUUUCUUAUUCAGUAUGGUUUUGUUCUCAGAAUAGUCAUCGGCGAGAAAAGACAUUGUUUAUUUCAUUUAGUUUGUAUACAUCAAGUUUGAUAGAAGGCAAGAAGAAUGGCACAUCCUUCCAUGACUUGAGGAUGAUUGAUUAAAGAGAUGGAAUUUUAUUUUCGUACA